GGGCCCCCCUGCGCGCCACGAUGCUGGCGGCGUGCGGCGUGGGCGGCUGGCGGGCGGGCGUCCCCGCCGUGGUGACUCCCGUGAGCCUCGACCCCGGUGCCAUGGCCGCGAGGAGCUUCGAGGGCGAGCGGUGGCGAGAGCCAGCCAAGGUGACGCUCCUCCCCAGCGAGGAAGAGGUCCCGUGGCCCGGGCGCCUGGCGCCCACGGCGUGCUCCGAGCAGGGCAGCGCCAGCAGCUCCGAGCUGCCCUCCCCGGGGCUCUCGCCGCCGACCCGCACGCAGCGGCGCCGCAUGCAGCGCCGGACCAAGAAGACCAUGGACAGGCAGGUGGUGUCCGAGCAGUCGCACGGUGCACCGUCUUUGGAGCGGCCUCCAGGAGUGUUCGCCCAGCCGGCCGCCCGUGUUCACGCAUGGCCAUGCCAGUUUGCGGCGCUCUUUCGGGUGCACCUGUGACGUCGGAGACGAGCAGGGGCGUUCGAGCUCGCCUGUCGCGGAUCAGCUUUGCCCAGCCAGCUAUGGCCGCCCGUGCUCACGCAUGGCCAAGGAGGUCUGUGGCUUGUUAGAACCUGUGACGGCGUGGCUUAGAGGAAUGGCCCGA
Molecule: messenger RNA, 597 nt
Organism: Prorocentrum cordatum
Lineage: Eukaryota; Dinophyceae; Prorocentrales; Prorocentraceae
Source: the annotation of a GenBank genome assembly